AUGCGAAUCAAUGACAUUACCGGUGGUCUCGGAGCCCACGCAGUCAUCGUCGCGGUCGGGGCAUCGCAAGCCUAUAAAAUGGCAGUGAAGCUUCUUCGACCCCUUGGGACUCUUAUUUGUGUUGGGCUUCCAGAGCUUGGGCUUCAUAUUCCCAUGAGCGCUGUUGACUGUGUGAAUAGAGGGUAUAAAAUUUGUUGGAAGUGCAGUGGGAACAGAGAAAGAUAUGGCAGAGCUGCUGCAAAUGGCCGUUGA
Messenger RNA from Penicillium waksmanii, 252 nucleotides. RefSeq names its product chaperonin 10-like protein. The transcript is spliced from 2 exons. The coding region runs from base 1 to 252 and encodes 83 amino acids. NCBI's taxonomy places the organism in Eukaryota, Fungi, Ascomycota, Eurotiomycetes, Eurotiales, Aspergillaceae. The record is from RefSeq and is a predicted model, not a curated record.